Messenger RNA from Cutaneotrichosporon oleaginosum, 1119 nucleotides. RefSeq lists its product as uncharacterized. The record is from RefSeq and is a predicted model, not a curated record. NCBI's taxonomy places the organism in Eukaryota, Fungi, Basidiomycota, Tremellomycetes, Trichosporonales, Trichosporonaceae.
GUCGCCGACGCGUACAAGGGUCGGCUGGCGCGAGGUGCAGGCGCAGCGCAGCAUGCGGCAGCAUGCAUAGCGACGCGUCAAUGGCCGAUGUGGAGGAGAGGGCACGCACCGCCUCGUCGCUUCCCUGCGCCCGAGCGGAUCUGGCUAGUCCACGCCACCCACUCGCUCUCACUCCACAGUCCUCGUCCUCGUCUCUUCCACACUCUCUAUCUCUCUCCACCCUCUGCGAUUCACACUCUCGCCCAAUGUCCAACUACGGCGCCCCAGGCUCGUACCAGCACCCCGGGUUCGGCAACCACCCCGCCCCGACCGGCGAGGCUGCGAGCUACUACAACCCCCAGACGGAGCAGCACCAGCAGCACCAGCCGCAGCAGCAGCAGUAUGGCGGCGAGUAUGGACAGUACCCGCAGGGCCAGCAGUACCCGCAACAGGGCCAGCAGAGCCAGCAGCACUACGCUCCCCCCGCGCAGCACACCCCCCAGCAUGCGCCCCAGGACGCCGCUAGGAUGGGUCUCGGCGGCCUCGGAGUUGGCGCCAUCGCCGGCGCCGCUAUGGGCGCUCUCUCGGGCCACGGUAGCGGCCACUGCACUGGCCACGGGUCGAGCCACGGAUCUGGCCACGCCUCGGGCGGCGCGCUUGGCGGCCUCGGCGGUCUCGCGAGCUCGGUGAUGGGCGGCGGGCAUGCGCAGAAGAAGGACGACAAGCAUGACAAGCACGACAAGCACGACAAGAAGUCGGAGGACAAGCACAAGAAGAAGGAGGACAAGGACAAGAAGAAAAAGGAGAAGAAGAAGAAGCACGGCUCCUCGGGCUCGGGCUCGGACUCGGACUCGAGCGGCAAGAAGAAGCACUCGAAGAGCAAGAAACACUCGUCGGGCUCGGGCUCGGACUCGGACUAGUUCAGGCGUGCGUGCCAGCUGGGGUGGUAGGGUAUGAAUGUUAAGCCAACGCACGGUUCACUGUAGAUAAUAGAUUCAGCGCGGCCAUGCACGUUUGUCGCCAGCAUCGAUGUCAAGCUCGGAGGUAUGAUAGUCGCUGUCGAUACGUGACCGGCGGCCAUGUCCACGGUGCCGGCGGCGCGGUCGUACGGUAACGGGCAUACCCGACGCGCACAUGCAC